Messenger RNA from Coffea arabica (coffee), 4338 nucleotides. RefSeq names its product ABC transporter B family member 19. Gene Ontology annotation, biological process: oligopeptide export from mitochondrion. Gene Ontology annotation, molecular function: ABC-type oligopeptide transporter activity; ATP hydrolysis activity; ATP binding. The record is from RefSeq and is a predicted model, not a curated record. Gene Ontology annotation, cellular component: mitochondrial inner membrane. Lineage: Eukaryota; Viridiplantae; Streptophyta; Magnoliopsida; Gentianales; Rubiaceae.
AGAAAAUUAAAAGGGGAAAAAAAAAAUCCCUCUACUAUAGUACGAUACAAACAAAGCCAUCUCCUCUUCUCUCCCUCUUUCAGAUCUCUGAGUCACGUUUCUUCAUCCAUUGCACUGUACUUCUUCUUCUUCUUCUUCUUUUGAUUUCUUAACAUGGUGGUAAACCAGUCUCACCAUGAUCACCACCCAUUUACCUCCCAGCAGCUGGUAUAGACGAUUCUUCCUUCUCAACUGGUGACUGACUGACUGACUCACUCACUGAGUGGUGGGUUGUUGAGAGCUUUAAAACUUCUCAAGACUUUUAGAGGGGUGUUCUUUUGGUUUCUGUACAAGCAAUGGCUGAGAAUAGUGAAGCGAUAGCGGCAAUGCCUGAGGCGGAGAAGAAGAAGGAGCAGAGUCUACCAUUCUAUCAGCUGUUCUCCUUCGCAGACAAGUAUGAUUGGCUUUUGAUGAUCACUGGGAGCCUCGGAGCCGUUGUACACGGCUCCUCCAUGCCGGUUUUCUUCCUGUUGUUCGGCGAGAUGGUCAAUGGUUUCGGCAAAAACCAAACUGAUUUACAUAAAAUGAUCCAUGAAGUCGCCAAGUACGCUCUCUACUUCAUCUACCUUGGAUUGAUUGUGUGCUUUUCAUCCUACGCCGAGAUUGCUUGCUGGAUGCAUAGUGGGGAGAGGCAAGCUGGAGCAUUAAGGAGGAAGUAUUUGGAGGCGGUGUUGAAACAGGACGUUGGAUUUUUCGAUACAGAUGCUAGGACUGGAGAUAUUGUUUUCAGCGUCUCAACGGAUACCCUUCUUGUCCAAGAUGCCAUCAGUGAGAAGGUGGGAAAUUUCAUCCAUUAUCUUUCCACAUUUUUGGCUGGUUUGGUGGUUGGUUUUGUGUCAGCAUGGAGGCUAGCUCUGCUGAGUGUGGCUGUGAUCCCCGGAAUUGCUUUUGCUGGGGGUUUGUAUGCAUACACGCUCACAGGUCUAACAUCCAAGAGUCGCGAAUCUUAUGCCAAUGCCGGUAUAAUUGCAGAACAGGCCAUUGCACAAGUUAGGACGGUUUACUCAUAUGUUGGCGAGAGUAAGGCUCUCAAUUCUUAUUCAGAUGCAAUACAGAAUACUUUGAAACUCGGGUACAAGGCAGGAAUGGCCAAAGGCCUUGGAUUGGGAUGCACCUAUGGAAUAGCAUGCAUGUCAUGGGCCCUGGUGUUUUGGUAUGCUGGUGUUUUUAUCAGGAAUGGACAGACUGAUGGGGGAAAGGCAUUCACUGCUAUUUUUUCUGCUAUUGUUGGGGGAAUGAGUUUGGGUCAGUCGUUUUCCAACCUAGGGGCAUUCAGCAAAGGUAAAGCAGCUGGAUACAAAUUAAUGGAGAUUAUGAAACAAAAACCAACAAUAUUGCAAGAUCCUUCUGAUGGGAAGUGCUUGGCUGAGGUCAACGGGAAUAUUGAAUUCAAAAAUGUAACCUUUAGCUAUCCAUCAAGACCUGAUGUCAUGAUUUUCAGAGAUUUCUCUAUUUUCUUCCCUGCUGGAAAGACGGUGGCUGUUGUCGGUGGUAGUGGUUCAGGAAAGAGCACUGUAGUCUCCCUGAUAGAAAGGUUCUACGAUCCUAAUCAGGGACAAAUUUUGCUGGACAAUGUGGAUAUAAAGACGCUGCAAUUGAGAUGGUUGCGGGAUCAAAUUGGUUUGGUGAACCAAGAACCUGCACUCUUUGCUACCACCAUACUUGAAAACAUUCUCUAUGGAAAGCCUGAAGCAACAAUGGCUGAGGUGGAGGCUGCUGCAACUGCUGCAAAUGCUCAUAGCUUUAUUACCUUGCUUCCUAAUGGGUACAACACUCAGGUGGGAGAGCGUGGCAUCCAACUUUCUGGUGGUCAAAAGCAGAGAAUAGCAAUUGCCAGAGCUAUGUUGAAGAACCCCAAGAUCCUGCUGCUUGAUGAAGCAACAAGUGCCCUGGACGCGGGUUCAGAGAGCAUUGUUCAGGAAGCUUUGGACCGUCUCAUGGUUGGAAGGACGACUGUUGUCGUUGCCCAUCGCCUCUCCACCAUAAGAAAUGUUGAUUCUAUUGCAGUUAUACAGCAAGGCCAGGUUGUAGAAACUGGAACACAUGAAGAACUAGUUGCCAAAGCUGGGGCAUAUGGUUCAUUAAUUAGGUUCCAGGAAAUGGUGGGCAACAGAGACUUUUCGAAUCCAUCAACCCGUCGGUCUCGCUCCACCAGGUUAAGCCACUCGUUGUCAACAAAGUCGUUAAGCCUCCGCUCUGGCAGUUUGAGGAAUUUGAGCUAUCAGUACAGCACUGGGGCUGACGGUCGAAUAGAGAUGGUAUCAAAUGCUGAAACAGAUAGGAAAAAUCCAGCACCACACGGGUACUUCUGCAGGCUUCUUAAGCUGAAUGCUCCUGAAUGGCCUUAUUCAAUAAUGGGGGCUGUAGGAUCCAUUCUGUCAGGAUUCAUUGGUCCAACAUUUGCCAUUGUGAUGGGCAAUAUGAUUGAGGUUUUCUACUACAGAAAUCCUGCUAGCAUGGAAAGGAAAACGAAGGAGUAUGUUUUCAUUUACAUUGGAGCUGGUCUUUAUGCUGUUGUUGCAUAUUUGAUACAGCAUUACUUCUUCAGUAUCAUGGGGGAGAACCUCACUACAAGAGUGCGGAGGAUGAUGCUUGCAGCAAUCUUGAGGAAUGAAGUUGGAUGGUUCGAUGAGGAGGAACAUAAUUCAAACCUAUUGGCAGCCCGCUUAGCCACCGAUGCAGCAGAUGUAAAAUCCGCCAUUGCUGAGAGGAUUUCGGUGAUCCUGCAGAAUAUGACGUCACUGCUCACGUCGUUUAUGGUUGCCUUCAUAGUGGAAUGGAGGGUCUCACUGCUUAUCCUGGCCACCUUCCCACUUCUGGUCCUUGCCAACUUUGCUCAGCAACUAUCACUCAAAGGAUUUGCUGGAGACACUGCAAAAGCACAUGCUAAGACCAGUAUGAUUGCCGGUGAAGGAGUAAGCAACAUUCGAACUGUUGCGGCAUUCAAUGCUCAAGAGAAGAUUAUUUCCCUGUUUUCGCAAGAGCUCCGUGUUCCGCAACUCCGUAGCCUAAAACGCAGUCAAAUCUCCGGUCUUCUGUUUGGUCUUUCCCAACUUGCUCUUUUUGCAUCAGAAGCAUUGAUCCUGUGGUAUGGUUCCCACCUUGUAGGCAAAGGUGUCUCCACCUUCUCGAAGGUCAUCAAGGUGUUCGUGGUUUUAGUCAUAACAGCAAAUUCAGUUGCUGAAACGGUGAGCCUUGCCCCUGAGAUAAUUCGGGGCGGUGAAGCUGUUGGAUCUGUAUUUAUGAUCCUUGACCGCUCAACAAGGAUAGACCCUGAUGAUCCUGAUGCUGAACCUGUUGAAUCAAUCCGUGGUGAGAUUGAACUACGGCAUGUUGAUUUUGCAUAUCCUUCAAGACCGGACGUCAAUGUGUUUAAGGACCUUAACCUCAGGAUUCGUGCUGGCCAAAGCCAAGCACUUGUUGGGGCCAGUGGCUCAGGAAAGAGUUCUGUGAUAGCAUUGAUCGAGCGAUUUUACGAUCCUACCUUUGGGAAGGUAAUGAUUGAUGGGAAAGACAUUAAAAGGUUGAACUUGAAAUCCUUGAGACUAAAGAUUGGGUUGGUACAGCAAGAGCCAGCUCUCUUUGCUGCUAGCAUUUUUGAUAACAUUGCUUAUGGUAAAGAUGGUGCAACAGAAUCAGAAGUAAUUGAAGCUGCUCGUGCCGCUAAUAUGCACGCAUUUGUCAGUGGAUUACCUGAAGGGUACAAAACCCCAGUAGGUGAAAGAGGAGUUCAACUCUCAGGAGGUCAGAAACAACGGAUCGCUAUUGCACGGGCUGUUCUAAAGGAUCCAACAAUACUACUACUGGAUGAAGCCACGAGUGCUCUUGAUGCCGAGUCAGAAUGCGUCCUACAAGAAGCACUGGAAAGGCUAAUGAGAGGUCGAACCACUGUCCUGGUGGCACACCGGCUGUCCACCAUACGGGGGGUAGAUAGCAUUGGAGUCGUGCAAGAUGGACGCAUUGUAGAACAAGGCAGCCACGGCGAGCUAAUUAGCCGGCCUGAUGGAGCAUAUUCUAGGCUCUUGCAACUACAGCACAAUCAUAAUUGAAAAAGCUGAUAUGAGUAUUUUUUUUUUUUUUUCAAUCAUCAGUUACAUGUUUUCAAUAUCAGUUAUAUGGGAUGGUUUGAGAGGGGUAUUGAUCAUGCUCUUUGUCCUAUUAACCAUUCUGUUCAGUUUUUCUUUUGGUUUUGGAGGAUGAUCGUUGUAGAUAUGAUAACUAAGAACUAUCGCUCCAUUCCCAAUGGAGAAGCACUUUGUCAAAAUAUUAGUUGUUUAUCUGUUCGUUACCUUUUCUUUC